Molecule: messenger RNA, 3396 nt
Organism: Thalassophryne amazonica
Lineage: Eukaryota; Metazoa; Chordata; Actinopteri; Batrachoidiformes; Batrachoididae
Gene: klhl5
Product: kelch-like family member 5
Molecular function (GO): protein binding
Source: RefSeq, a predicted model, not a curated record
UCUCCCGCGCUGCCUCCAGUCGGUCGCGGUCACCGUGCGCGCGGUUGCCAGGGGAGACGCGUGGACAGCCAGCGGCAGACUGGCACAGGCUCUCCCCGCCAUUUCCUUCCGUCUCGAGCCGUGGAAUGUCGAGCGGCGGCUCGAACUCUUCCUCGCGGAAGGAGUUCGAUGUGAAGCAGAUCCUCAGGAUCCGAUGGAGGUGGUUCGGUCACCCCGCGGUUCCUCCGCCUCACUCCCCGCCUCAAGGAGACUACUUCCCCGCGAGGAGAACGGGCGGCAGCGGAGACGGACCCUCAGUUAGCGGUGGUAGCAACUCGAACACAACCGGCGUGAACAGCAGGCAUAGCGGGCUGGUGGCCAGCGGCAGCACCGGGUCGAACCUCUGUGACGGCAGAAAGUUUGCUGACCCGGUGGGGAGUCGGAGCGGUGCGGGAGGCGCGGUAGUUGGAGCGACGGGGAGCUCCUGUCCCCGCUCCUUCAGCCAGCCAGAGUGCCGGAGCUCCGCCGCGGCGCUGUCGUGGGUCUCCUCGCCGCCCCAUCGUUACUCUCGCGGUGGAACCAGCAUGGAGCCCCGCGGCGAGGCCCCGGUGUCCCCGCUGGUACCCGAACCCUCCGCCCGCCGCUGUGGCGACGAGGAGCCGCCGGUGGCCGCAGCCGCGCCGCGCACCGAGGAGAACAACCACCUGGAAACCGACUCCAGCUCCUGCAGGACGUCAAACAGCAGUGCCACACUGUCCUCUUGCAUGUCUAUGGAGCCUUGUGCAUGUCCAGAAGACUGUGUGUUCACCGCUCUGUCCCACGCUGACAUUACCUUCCGUAAGAUGGAGAGCUACCUGAGGACCCGACAGCUGUGUGACGUCACACUGGUGGCUGGAGACAGACGCAUACCUGCACACAGACUAGUUCUCUCAUCCGUGUCAGACUACUUUGCUGCAAUGUUCACCAGUGACGUGCGGGAGGCCAAGCAGGACGAGGUGAAGAUGGAGGGAGUGGACCCUGAUGCCUUAUGGGUCCUGGUGCAAUAUGCAUACACAGGUCGUCUCGAGUUGAAAGAGCACACCAUUGAGUCGUUGCUGUCAGCCUCCUGUCUACUUCAGUUGUCCUCUGUGGUUCAAGCCUGCUGUUCUUUCCUCAUCAAGCAGCUCCACCCCUCAAACUGUUUAGGCAUCCACUCAUACGCUGAUGCUCAGGGCUGCCAUGACCUACAGAGGGCCGCUCAAGCCUACACCAUGGAACAUUUUCUGGAGGUAGUAGGAGGGCAGGAGUUCCUGCUGCUUCCACUGGAGGAGAUGGAAAGACUGCUUACCUCUGAUGACAUCAAUGUGCCUGAUGAGGAAACUGUGGUAUCCACGUUACUUACCUGGGUUCAACAUGACACAACUGCACGGCAGCGCCACCUACCCUUUUUAUUGGCUCACAUCCGGAUCCCACUGCUACAACCACAGUUCCUGGCAGACCUGGAAUCCAACCCUUUGCCGGACAGUGUGGAGUGCCAGCGGCUGCUGAUGGAGGGGAUGAAGUAUCAUCUUUUACCCCAGCGGAGGCCACUUCUUCAAAGUGCCCGUACCCGGCCACGCAAGGCCACAGUAGGAGCCAUGUUUGCUGUCGGAGGCAUGGAUGCUACAAAAGGUGCUACAAGUAUUGAGCAGUACUGUCUGCGUCAGGAUACGUGGAAGCAGGUUGCCACCAUGAGUGGACGAAGACUGCAGUUUGGUGUAGCUGUUCUUGAUGGCCGUCUCUAUGUGGUCGGGGGUCGAGAUGGACUCAAGACCCUCAACAGUGUUGAGUGUUACAACCCUCACAGCAAAACAUGGAAGGUCAUGCCACCCAUGUCCACCCAGCACGGCUUAGGUGUAGCUGUGCUGGAGGGGCCCAUGUACGCAGUCGGAGGACAUGACGGAUGGAGCUACCUCAGCACAGUUGAAAGGUGGGAUCCUCAAGGUCGCCAUGGAGCCUUUGUUGCUAGUAUGGCUACACCCAGGAGCACUGUGGGAGUGGCCGUGCUUAACGGAAAGUUGUAUGCAGUUGGAGGUCGUGACGGCUCGUCUUGUCUACGCUCAGUGGAGUGUUUCGACCCUCACACCAACAGGUGGAGUGGUUGUGCUCCUAUGGCUAAACGGCGUGGAGGAGUUGGUGUGGCUACAUGGCACGGCUUCCUGUAUGCCAUCGGAGGUCACGAUGCUCCGGCCUCCUCCCUCGCCUCCCGCCUGAGUGACUGUGUGGAGAGGUAUGACCCUCAGACAGACAUGUGGACGGCAGUUGCUCCUAUGAGCAUCAGCAGAGAUGCGGUUGGUGUGUGUCUCCUUGGCGACUGUCUCUAUGCUGUGGGCGGUUAUGACGGGCAGGUGUAUCUAAAUACUGUCGAGGCUUAUGAUCCUCAGACGAACGAGUGGACUCAGACAGCUCCUCUGUGUCUGGGCAGAGCUGGUGCAUGUGUGGUGUCCAUCAAGCUGUGAGAUUUCCAACACCGGAUGUGGCUCUGAGACUCUCGGCUUUGUCACCACUUGCACAUUACACGAAUUAAACCACAAGAUCCAUCUACUCACUGAUAUGAAAAACAUUUGAGAUUGAGUUCUCAUAAAUGGCAGACUUCAGGUUUCACACAUUGAGGAAGUUGUCUUUCAUUUAUUUACAAAAAAAAAUAAAAGAAAAAAAUAAAUAAAUAAAUCAGUUGAGCUCAGUCUUUAGAAAAUGACUGUGUGUAAACAUCCAGAUAUCUUUCAACAAAACAGACACCAACACUCCAGUCAGAGGAAUCUGCAGUAAAUCUGAACAGGACAGAGCGAUUGCUUGGCAGAUUUAUUUUUUAUUUAUUGUGGAACACAUUCACAUUCUGUUUCUCCAAACAUGAAGAUGUGAGUGCUUGUAGAUAUCCAUCAUUUUAUGCUCAGUUUUGUCUGACGUGUGUGUGUUUGUGCGACUGUAAUGCAUUUCCCGUUAUUUUAAGCUACACGUGGUAGGCACACUCCAUCUUUUUGUGUUCCUCGCUUGCCUGUUGACACAUAAAAGAAAGAUAUUUGACAUAAUCAGCUCAACCUGGUUCUGUAAAGAAACUAGGCCUUUUUUUUUCCCUUCAGUCAUAACCGCGUCCUAUUACCUGAUUAUUCUGUCUGCUUGUUUGCUGCCUGCCUCUCCUUUUAACUUUUUUAAUUAACUCCUUUUGCAAUCUAUUGUUUAAAUGUCCUUUUCCUUUGGACUUAAUGUUACGAUCCGAAACUGCCAUUUUUUUGUGUAAAGCCUGGUUAUGAGAUCGUGACCAGGGGAUAAUUUGAAAAGACCUUUUUUUAAUCCCCGUCUGAGCAGUACAGGUUUAGUUGAGCUUCCCAGCUUCCAUAGUUUCCUCUGUUGUGGAAAUACAAGUUUUAACAGGCUUUUGUAGCAGAAUUAGUUGCAAGG